AUGAAUGGGGGCUGCAGCAGAGCCCCUGAUGCUGGGAGCCCUGCAGGUGCAUCCUGCUUCCCACAGAAGAUGUGCUCCUGGAUGCUAAACUGUUGCUUAGCCCUUCAGCACCUGGUUGUGCAGGCCUCCUCAAUGUGCAUCUUCUACCUCCUCCUGCUGCCCACCCUGCCUGAGGAAACAACCCAUGCCCAGGCCACGAUCGAGCUGCUGGCACGCAGCCUCUUUGCCUGUGGCAUCUCCACAGUGCUGCAGACCACCCUGGGAAGCCGGCUGCCACUGGUUCAAAUCCCAUCCUUCGAGUACUUGGUUCCUGCCAUGGUCCUGAGCUCCCACCUCUCCCUCAGUGCCAGCAUGGACAGGAACGGAACAGCUGUGGCCAGCGCAUGUCCUGCUCCACACUGCCCUGUGGCAGGGAGCCAGGCUGCCUCGCUGCAAGAGGUCUCUGGAGCUGUGCUGGUCUCUGGGCUGGUUCAGCUGGUGCUGGGAGUGUCCGGUGUGUGUGGGUGGGCAGUCCAGCGCUGCGGGCCCAUGGUCCUCGCCCCCAGCCUCUCCAUCAUUGGGCUGUCUGCAUACAGGGAGGCUGCUUUCUUCUGCUCCACUAACUGGGGAGUAGCACUGCUGUUCAUGCUUCUUGCUGUCACAUUCUCUCAGCACCUGGGGUCCUGCCGUCUGCCCUUCUGUGCCUGGUCCCAGGCUCGGGGGGGCUCUAUGGAGACAUCUCUCCCCACCCUGCGCACAUUCUCGAUAUUGUUCCCAUUUGCUGUUGUCUGCAUCAUCUGUGCCAUCCUCCGCCACCUCCACGUCCCCUGGGAAUCACUGGACCUGGCCACCACACAGCUGUCCUGGGCCAACAGCACCUUCCAUGCCCCUUGGCUCCGCAUCCCCUACGCAGGCAAGCGGGGGUGGCCACUGCUCACCCCCCGGGCGCUGGCGGUGGGCAUCGCUAUGGCCAUCGGGUGCAGCAUCAACUCAGUGAGCUGCUACGUGCUGUGGGGGAGGCUGCUGGGCACGGCUGCCAGCGUCGCCAACACCUGUGCCACCGGCUUCACACAGGCUGGCUCCCGCUUUCCAGUGCAAGUAAGUGCACUGGCAUGUGUGAUGCUGGGCAUGUCCCCAAGGCUGGCAGGGCUCCUCACCUGCAUCCCACUGGUGGUUCAUGGGGGGGUGCUCUGCAUCACCUAUGCUGUAGCUGUGGGCACAGGGAUCUCCUACUUCCAGUAUGCUGACAUUGACUCAGGGAGGAACAUUUUCAUCGUUGGCUUCACCAUGUUCAUGGCACUGCUGGUGCCGCGGUGGCUCAGCAUGGCUCCGGCUCACCUGGCCACAGGCUGGGUGCCCCUGGACCUCCUCUUCCUCUCCCUGCUCACAAUGCCUGUCUUCUUAACUGGCUUCUUGUCAUUUUUCCUGGAGAACACAGUCUCAGGAACUCUGGAGGAACGAGGGCUGCUCUCUGACCUGGAACUGCGGAAAGCUGGGACAGGCAGCCACCACCCCCGUGGGGAGAGGCGUGAAGCCAGCCAUGUGUAUGGGCUCCCCACUGCCCUGAGGAGGCUGCUGCCAACCUCCUGCAAGGCUUUCCCCUGCUGCUUCCUCUGUCCAGAGAGUGAGGAGGAGGAGGAGGAAGAGGAGGAUGAAGAAGAGGAGGGCAGCUGUACUAAUGAGGAGGGGACUGCUGCCCCAGGAGAAGGGACACACCUGCUCCCCAAACCUGGCUCGGGGGAGCAGCAGUGGGCCAGAAGGCCAAGUGAGACAGAGAUGCCUGCAUGGCACCCUGUGGCCUAA
Molecule: messenger RNA, 1782 nt
Organism: Chaetura pelagica (chimney swift)
Lineage: Eukaryota; Metazoa; Chordata; Aves; Apodiformes; Apodidae
Gene: SLC23A3
Product: solute carrier family 23, member 3
Exons: 13
Coding region: 1-1782 (593 amino acids)
Biological process (GO): transmembrane transport
Cellular component (GO): membrane
Molecular function (GO): transmembrane transporter activity
Source: RefSeq, a predicted model, not a curated record